AUGCCAAAAGUUUCCAAAAAACGUCUCCAAAUGAUUCAAUUAACGGCUAAUCGUGUAAGGGCCAAAAAAAUUAGAAAAGCCACAGAUGCUCUUCAGUGUCUUGACAAAGAUUUUGAUAGCGUUCUAGAGUUUAUAUACAGUAUUAAAAAAAAAAAUAAGUUAGAAGCUUCCAUAAAAUCUAAAGAUAAACUUAUUGAACUUAUCCAAGGCUUAGACAACAAAGAGAAAGAAGACGCAUUAAAAUUGCUAAACAAUAUGAGAUAUCCACGAGGAAAAAAUGAAGGCAAAAUUAUAUCUCCAUAUUUGCAACAGCAAUUAGUUGAAGUAAUUUCUAACUUUCUUUAUUGGCCACAAGACAGCUAUUCUGCUUUAAAAGAAGAGCGUGAUCAUCUUCAGCUACAAAACAAAAAGUUAACCCGGAAAAAUGAAGCUCUUAUUAAAAAAAUAAAAUCUUUCGGGUCUCAAAAUCAUCACUUCCAACAAAAAGCAUUGC
Messenger RNA from Racocetra fulgida, 493 nucleotides. The record is from the annotation of a GenBank genome assembly. Lineage: Eukaryota; Fungi; Glomeromycota; Glomeromycetes; Diversisporales; Gigasporaceae.